Molecule: messenger RNA, 1820 nt
Organism: Frankliniella occidentalis (western flower thrips)
Lineage: Eukaryota; Metazoa; Arthropoda; Insecta; Thysanoptera; Thripidae
Product: insulinoma-associated protein 1a-like
Exons: 1
Coding region: 149-1405 (418 amino acids)
Biological process (GO): negative regulation of transcription by RNA polymerase II; neuron differentiation; regulation of cell cycle process
Cellular component (GO): nucleus; transcription repressor complex
Molecular function (GO): DNA-binding transcription repressor activity, RNA polymerase II-specific; RNA polymerase II cis-regulatory region sequence-specific DNA binding
Source: RefSeq, a predicted model, not a curated record
CCGCGCGGCCGCGCACCCGCGUCGCCCCGACACCCUCAGCGGCACGGCCUCUGCGUGCGGGCCGGGGGCGUGCUGCGCUGCCCCGGCGCCCCCGGCGCCCCCUCCCCGCGAUGCGCCCGCCGCGCCCGCGCCAACGUCAGUCGACUCCAUGAUGUCUCGCGGAGGGUUGGUGCCCCUGGCCGGGCCCCUGGCCGGGCCUCUCGGCUCGCUGGGCCCGCUGGCCGCCCCCCUUGGCCUGUUCCACCACCUGGACCCACACCGGGACGCCGGCCCCACCACGCCGCCGCUCUCCAUGACCACCAUCGAGGACCUCGCCUACCACUACCGCUACAGCCUGUACCAGUUUCUGCCGCCGCUGCCGCCCCCGGGACUCGGGCUGCCGGCGCUGCCCGGGGGUCUAUCCCAGGGGCUGUCCUGCUACGAGCCGCUGUCCUUGCUGUCGUGCACGCCGCCACCACUCGACCUGUCCGUGAAGGCGGUGCCACCAACGCCCAUCACACCGCCGUCCACGCCAUCGCCCGCCUCGCCCACCAGCCGCAAGCGCAACGCUUUCGGCAUCCCCCUCAGCCACCCCGCCCUGACGCCGGCCAAGCUCGACCUCAGCAACAACAACGAUGAGAGCGUCAUCAACCACAACGUGUCGCCGAGCGCGCCGUCGUGCCCCGCGCCGAGCAGCGUCGCGCCGCCGUCCAAGCGGGGGCCGCCGUCCAGCGCGUCCAAGUCCAGCGGUGGCACCCCGGCCAAGAAGACCAAGGCCGUCCGGAAGCUGACGUUCGACGAGGACAAGAGCUCCCCCGUGUCCGGCACCAUCAUCCGGGACAUCGACGAAGUGGUGCAGGAGCACGGUGACUCGCUCGUGGUGCGCAAAGGUGACAUCGACCCGGCCUUCAACGUAGUGGAAGUGACCGAGGAGGCCAAGGCCGAGCUGGCAGCCAUCGAGAACAAGAUCGGCGACUACGUGUGUCGGCUGUGCCGCGAGCUCUACGACGACGCCUUCUCGCUGGCGCAGCAUCGGUGUUCUUGCAUCGUGCACGUGGAGUACCGCUGCCCUGAGUGCGACAAGGUGUUCAACUGCCCCGCUAACCUGGCUUCCCACCGACGCUGGCACAAGCCUCGGCAGGGGGACGCUGUUAAGCCCAAGUCGGACGAGCCCGAGCACCUCACGGAGCACCGGCCCGAGCUGCUCGACGCCAAGGAGGGCGACGCCAAGGAGACCCAGCCGCAGAUCCCGUGCCCGGUGUGCCACAAGCGCUUCCGGCGGCAGGCCUACCUACGCAAGCACCUUGCGACGCACAGCAGCCCGCUGCCGGGCUUCACCAACCUCGACGUGCAGGGGGACGCGCUCAGGGACACCACCCUGGAGGCGCUACCGCUGCCCCUCACCAACGCCGCCGCCGCCAACUGACAUCCGCUGCGGGGGCAGGCCCCUCCGGCCGUGCCCCCCGCCCCCCUCAGCCCCCUCGGGUGCUCCGGAGGCAGCCCCCUGGCGGGGAGCCCUCGGGGGACGCUGGUUGUCCCGCACCCGCUGCCGUUCCACCACCACCUAGGCGUUGGCGUGGGUCCCGACAACUUCUGGUCGCCGCUGCCGCCGCCCGCCCUGGGUGGCGCCCCAAGCUCCGGGCCCGCCCCCGGGCCGCCGCCGCCCCUCUGGAGGUUCCACAUGCAGCUCUGAGCAACAGGCCCGGCCCCAGCCCAGCCCUGUUCAGCCCAGCCCAGGGCCCAACCUGUUGGACACGAUAUGAUAAUCUGGUGAGUCGUGAGGUUUGGUCAUUCCCUGACAAAACUGCCCAUCAUUUCCAUCUCGAGUGCAAUCAAAGUGA